Molecule: messenger RNA, 971 nt
Organism: Saprolegnia parasitica CBS 223.65
Lineage: Eukaryota; Oomycota; Saprolegniomycetes; Saprolegniales; Saprolegniaceae
Exons: 2
Coding region: 42-947 (301 amino acids)
Cellular component (GO): membrane
Molecular function (GO): lipase activity
Source: RefSeq, a predicted model, not a curated record
AGGUGUUUGCCCUUUCGGGUCGCAUCCAGAUCUGAACCGCCAUGCCCGCCGAGAAGACGCACUCAAUCCACACGACCGACACGUUCACGAACGACCGGUACGUGGAGCUCUUCUACCAGUCGCUCGUGCCGCAGAUCGAGACGCUGCAAGGCGUCAUCGUGUUUCUCCACGGUCUCGGCGACCACUCGUCGGGCUAUCUCGACUUUUUCGAGCGGCUCGCCGAGGCCGGCUACGCCGUCUUCGCGUUCGACUACAUUGGCCAUGGCAAGAGCGAGGGAGAGAGGGUCUACCUCGAGCGCUACCAGCAUUUGCUAGACGACAUUGACCAGUUUAUCGCGCUCACAAAGGCCGAAGUCGACAAGCUCGAGGUCCACGUCGACAAGUACAUCCUCAUGGGCUCAUCCAUCGGCGGCCUCUUCUCGUCCUUGACGAUUGCUCGCGAGCUCCAUGCGUUCGAUGCUGUCGUCCUCAUCGCGCCGGCGAUCAAUGUGCCCAUGACGUGGGUCCUCCGGAUUCAAAAGGUGUUUGCCUAUCUCCUCUCGACCUACUUUCCAACGUGGCGCAUCGUGCCCGGCGUCGAGCGUGAGAAGUUGUCGCGCGAGCCCGCGGCGCUCCUCGAGUUUGACCAAGACGAGCUGUCGUACCACGGCAUGACGCCCGCGCGGACGGCCGAGCAGUGCCUCCGCGCGAUGGAGGAGCUCGACGAGCUCAAGACCAACUUUCGGACGCCGCUGCUCAUCGUCAUGGGCACCGACGAGCGCAUCGUGUGCCCCGAGAGCAUCCGCGCGUUUGUCCGCGAUGUCCCAAGCGACGACAAGGAUCUCGUUGUUUUUGAAGGUGUUGGCCAUAUGCUCAUGCGCGAGUCCAAGCGCGACGAGGUCGAGCAGACCAUUAUCCAGUGGCUGAACGCCCGCAUGCCCCAGUCCGGGCAGUCCGAGGCCUUGUAAUGAGCAACAGUCGCGAUGCUCUGG